UCCAUGCGCCUUUCCAUACCGAAUCCCUCUCCUCCCUUCUGUUCCGUUCUGAAUCUUCUCUCUCUCUGCAACUGCACGGAACACAUGCGCGCGCUCACACACAGAGCAUAAUUCUCACAAUCAAGGACGCUUCCUACGACAAUCGAAUUCGCGUCGUUCUCAGUUUUCAUGGAGCUCGGGAUUGAUGGCUCCAUUAAUGGUGAGACAAUAGCACAUGCUACCAUAGGAGAAGUUAGCAGUAGCUUUGUUGAUGAAGAUAAAAUUGCUAGCUGUUCCUUUGAUCCAGCUUACAAACAAGAUCAAGAUGGUAAUAUAACACAAGAUUCUUCUGUUUGCAACAAAGAGGGUUACAGAAUGCCCGAUAAGCGUGAAAAAAUUGUAAGGCAAAGGGCAGAGACAAGGGUUGGUUGCAGGGCAAUGAUUUUGGUGAGGAAAGUUAGUUCCGGUAAAUGGGUUGUCACAAAGUUUGUAAAGGAGCACACACACCCUUUGACACCUGGAAAAGGCAGAAGGGAUUGCAUUUAUGAACAAUAUCCGAAUGAACAUGAUAAAAUUCGAGAACUAUCUCAGCAAUUGGCUAUAGAGAAAAAACGGUGUGCAGCUUAUAAAAGGCAACUUGAAUUGUUAUUUGAACACAUUGAGGAGCAUAAUAAUAGUCUUUCAAAGAAAAUACAGCACAUAGUAGGCAAUGUGAAGGAGAUUGAAGCUGAAGAACAACAGCGUCAUAGAUAGGUUCAACUAUUAAUUUCUAGUAUUUGAGGUAUUUCACCGGAUGAAACACAAUCAAUGACCAGUGUUGAAGGUGCUACUAGGAAAAAUCAUGCAAGAAGUAUAUUUGCUGACCAAGGCAUAUGCUCCAUUUAGCAUUAGGUUCAUUUGGUAGAUUAGUUUUUCAAGUUCAAUGGAAUUCAUUGGACAACUUUAUAUGGUGUGAUACUUAAGUUGGUAGAAGAAACCAGUUCAGUCAAUGUACAGGUCCUUUUGAGUCCAUUCUUGUGUAGUUGUUCUAACAAUAUUAUGACCCAUAACAGGCAUUCAAAUGCCUUGAUAGAAUUUACUCCAUUGUUGAUUUUGUAAAUUUUGAUUCAAGCCUACCUUCUUUGUAUAGCAUUUAAAUAAUAAGCUUAUUCUGUACAGAAUGCCCUGACCAAAUAU
Molecule: messenger RNA, 1155 nt
Organism: Arachis duranensis
Lineage: Eukaryota; Viridiplantae; Streptophyta; Magnoliopsida; Fabales; Fabaceae
Product: protein FAR1-RELATED SEQUENCE 1
Source: RefSeq, a predicted model, not a curated record